Diceros bicornis minor is the source of this 6099-nucleotide messenger RNA. RefSeq names its product protocadherin 1 (gene PCDH1). Gene Ontology annotation, cellular component: plasma membrane. The record is from RefSeq and is a predicted model, not a curated record. The transcript has 5 exons. Bases 1936 to 5583 code for a protein of 1215 amino acids. Gene Ontology annotation, molecular function: calcium ion binding. NCBI's taxonomy places the organism in Eukaryota, Metazoa, Chordata, Mammalia, Perissodactyla, Rhinocerotidae. Gene Ontology annotation, biological process: homophilic cell-cell adhesion.
CGCUCCCCGAGGACGAAACAAGCAAGGACCCUCAUCGACAACGCACACACACACACUUGUUGGGCGACGAGCUCGGAUCACUUAGGCGCUUCCAGCUCCCUGCGGGCACCCGGAGGGCCAGACCACGGACAUAUGUCCACGUAUACAUACAUCUGUACAUAUGUGCACACAGACAUACCUCCUGCACACCAGCGCCCACUGGGGCACCCUCACUAGCUCAAAAUCCUCUUCAGCGUCUGCACGCUUAGCAGCACGGACACACCACCCGUGGCCAUACAGAGCAACAGAAAACAACGGGUGUGACAUUUGGCGACGUGGACACACAAACACAAUCCCGGUCACUCAUGUAUGAGUACCACAGCCACAGUUCGCCAGAUGAACACUCAAAACCUAGCCUCACACACACAUAUUCCUUUAAGGAACACAACCCAGCAUAAAUCAUGUUACCCACUCCUUGGCCAGAACAUAAGUACACAUCACGGGUCUCGCUUGCACCUCUCCACUGCACCCACAUAAUCACACAACCCAGUGUCUCAGCACACGCCUUGCCUGCACACACCCUAACACAGUAAGUAGCACCUACAGCAGCGCCUGACGGUCACAAACACAGAAUCCAUUGCUUCACAUAUCUUAACACUGGGUGUCACACACACCUUGCACCAACAGUGUCACAUUACACCUUGCAGCGUAUACACACACACACUCUGUCCCUCUCCCUUGGAGGCCGGAUUCCGUCGGGGAAAGCCGCCUGGGAGCCCCUAGCGCCCCUUCACCUUAAUCACGACAUUGUUAUUGUAAAUAUCGGCACAGCGGGAACCCUAGGGGCCGGCCGGACCGGCUUCCCUGCCGGCGCCUCCCCCACCCCCACUCCGGGGCCGGGCUGGCCGGGUAUUCCCGGAACAAGCUGGACCUGGCAGGCCGCGCCAUCCCUCCUGGGCCCCAGGGCCCUAGGUCCUUUUGCAGAGGGUGUAAGCCUAGGGCAGUGUUUGCGACCCUCUUCGGACCAUUUAGCUGCGUUCUCUUUGCCAUCUGGGUCCCCAGCACACCUGGGUCCCUCACACCCUCUCACAGCUGGGCACCCCUGCCCGGGGUCCUGGUUGCAGGCCAGAGACGUGUGCGCGGGCAAGGCCCUAGGGCCAGAAGGGAGAUCGCGGCACGCUCAGGAACAAAAUUGGUAGGCGAGAUGGACUGGCACCCCUCCCCCCCCCCCAGCUACUCUCGGUAGCUCAGACUUCUGGCCUCAGUUUCCCCGGCACUGUUCGGCAACGAUUCCUACUGGCAGGAAAUAUUCGGGGCGGCGUUGAGGUCUUUGAGGACUGAGCGCGGGGCAAAGGCCCCUUUUCCACCCGCCGCGAGAGGGUCCGUUUCAGGAGAAUGUCCCCUCCCGGCCGGGCUCGCUGCUUUGUGAUUCCGGCGCCGGCUCCCUCCCCGCCCCCUCCCGGCGCCCGGUGCGCGGCUCCCGCCGACGCCCGCUUGCGGGUGACCUGAGGCUGAGGCCCUGAUGCGAAGGAGGAGGGAUUCCCCGCGGCGGCCCCUGGGGCGGGGGGCGCACAGGGGCCCACUGGCCGAGGCGCGUUCUCAUGGUGCCGCGCCCCCGCCUCGCCUGGAGCUCGCAGAGGCCCGGCGCCGCCGGAGUGGGGGUGGGGCCGCCCGAGCCCGACGAUGGUGGAGGAACAGCAGCCCUCCCCCAAAUACACCUCCGCGUCCUCUGGGAGGAGACGCCCCGCCGCUGGGUGUCUGCGGGGAGCGCCCGCUGACCGCGGCCGCGUAGACAGGGGGUUGCCCCUGCCGACGGAGUCCAAGACUUCAUGCCGGAAGACGGAGGGAGCCUUCCAUUACCUGCUCUGGGCCAACCCUCCGUAGCUGCCGGGAAAGAGGGCACCCAGAAGAUGUUUGCGACAGCCCAGAGCCCUUCUGAUUCUGGAGCCUGCGAGGAUGGGGCCCCUGAAGCCCAGCCCAGGCCCUGGGGGGCAACAAUUGCUGCUGCCCCCCUUACUGCUGGCACUGCUGCUCCUGCUGGCUCCAUCCCCAGGCCACGCCACUCGGGUGGUGUACAAGGUGCCAGAGGAACAGCCACCCAACACCCUCAUUGGGAGCCUUGCAGCCGACUACGGUUUUCCAGACGUGGGCCACCUGUACAAACUAGAGGUAGGCGCCCCGUACUUGCGGGUAGAUGGCAAGACAGGUGACAUCUUCACCACUGAGACCUCUAUUGACCGCGAGGGGCUCCGUGAGUGCCAGAACCAGCUCCCUGGUGAGCCCUGCAUCCUGGAGUUUGAGGUGUCUAUCACGGACCUCGUGCAGAAUGGCAGUCCCCGGCUGCUGGAGGGCCAGAUAGAGGUACAGGACAUCAAUGACAACACACCUAACUUCGCCUCGCCAGUCAUCACGCUGCCCAUCCCCGAGAACACUAACAUUGGCUCGCUCUUCUCCAUCCCCGUGGCUUCGGACCGCGACGCUGGCCCCAACGGUGUGGCAACCUAUGAGCUGCAGGCCGGGCCUGAGGCCCAGGAGCUAUUUGGACUGCAGGUGGCAGAGGACCAGGAAGGGAAGCAGCCACAGCUCAUUGUGAUGGGCAACCUGGACCGGGAGCGCUGGGACUCCUAUGACCUCACCAUCAAGGUGCAGGAUGGUGGCAGCCCCCCACGCGCCAGCAGUGCCCUGCUGCGAGUCACCGUGCUCGACACCAAUGACAACGCCCCCAAGUUCGAGCGGCCCUCUUAUGAGGCCGAGCUGUCUGAGAACAGCCCCAUAGGCCACUCGGUCAUCCAGGUGAAGGCCAAUGACUCGGACCAAGGUGCCAACGCAGAGAUCGACUACACGUUCCACCAGGCACCUGAAGUUGUGAGGCGUCUUCUGCGACUGGACAGGAACACUGGACUUAUCACUGUGCAGGGCCCCGUGGACCGUGAAGACCUAAGUACCCUGCGCUUCUCAGUGCUUGCCAAGGACCGAGGCACCAACCCCAAGAGUGCCCGUGCCCAGGUGGUGGUGACUGUGAAGGACAUGAAUGACAAUGCCCCCACCAUUGAGAUCCGGGGCAUCGGGUUGGUGACCCAUCAAGAUGGGAUGGCUAACAUCUCAGAGGAUGUGGCAGAGGAGACAGCUGUGGCCCUGGUGCAGGUAUCAGACCGAGACGAGGGAGAGAAUGCAGCUGUCACCUGUGUGGUGGCAGGUGAUGUGCCCUUCCAGCUACGCCAGGCCAGUGAGACGGGAAGUGACAGCAAGAAGAAGUACUUCCUGCAGACCACCACCCCACUUGACUACGAGAAGGUCAAAGACUAUACCAUCGAGAUUGUGGCCGUGGACUCCGGCAACCCGCCACUCUCUAGCACCAACUCCCUCAGGGUGCAGGUGGUGGACGUCAAUGACAACGCACCUGUCUUCACCCAGAGCAUCACUGAGGUCGCCUUCCCUGAAAACAAUAAGCCAGGUGAAGUGGUCGCUGAGGUCACUGCCAGUGAUGCUGACUCGGGCUCCAAUGCUGAGCUGGUUUACUCUCUGGAGCCUGAGCCGGCUGCCAAGGGUCUCUUCACCAUCUCACCUGAGACUGGAGAGAUCCGGGUGAAGACAUCCCUUGAUCGGGAACAGCGGGACAGCUACGAGUUGAAGGUGGUGGCAGCCGACCGGGGCAGCCCCAGCCUCCAGGGCACAGCCACUGUCCUUGUCAAUGUGCUGGACUGCAAUGACAAUGACCCCAAAUUUAUGCUGAGUGGCUACAACUUCUCCGUGAUGGAGAACAUGCCGGCGCUGAGUCCAGUAGGCAUGGUGACUGUCAUUGAUGGGGACAAAGGGGAGAAUGCCCGGGUGCAACUCACGGUGGAGCAGGACAAUGGUGACUUCGUUAUCCAGAAUGGCACAGGCACCAUCCUCUCUAGCCUGAGCUUCGAUCGGGAGCAGCAAAGCACCUAUACCUUCCAGCUGAAGGCAGUGGAUGGUGGUGUCCCACCUCGCUCAGCUUAUGUUGGCGUCACCAUCAAUGUGCUGGAUGAGAAUGACAAUGCACCCUUCAUCACCGCCCCUUCCAACACCUCCCACCGUCUGUUGACCCCCCAGACACGUCUUGGUGAGACAGUCAGCCAAGUGACAGCUGAGGACAUUGACUCCGGUGUCAAUGCUGAGCUGACCUACAGCAUUGCUGGUGGCAACCCUUACGGACUUUUCCAGAUUGGGUCACAUUCAGGUGCCAUCACCCUGGAGAAGGAGAUUGAGCGGCGCCACCAUGGGCUGCACCGCCUAGUGGUGAAAGUCAGUGACCGUGGCAAGCCCCCACGCUAUGGCACAGCCUUGGUCCACCUUUAUGUCAACGAGACCCUGGCCAACCGCACGCUGCUGGAGACCCUGCUGGGCCACAGCCUGGACACACCACUGGACAUCGACAUUGCUGGGGAUCCAGAAUACGAGCGCUCCAAGCAGCGUGGCAACAUCCUCUUUGGUGUAGUAGCUGGUGUUGUGGCCGUGGCCUUGCUUAUCGCCCUGGCAGUGCUCGUGCGCUACUGCCGGCAGCGGGAGGCCAAGAGUGGCUACCAGGCUGGGAAGAAGGAGACCAAGGACCUGUAUGCCCCUAAGCCCAGCAGCAAAGCCGCCAAGGGAAACAAAGGCAAGGGCAAGAAGAGCAAGUCUCCGAAGCCUGUGAAGCCACUGGAGGACGAGGAUGAGCCUGGGCUGCAGAAGUCCCUGAAGUUCAACCUGAUGAGCGAUGCCCCUGGGGACAGCCCCCGCAUCCACCUGCCCCUCAACUACCCACCAGGCAGCCCUGACCUGGGCCGCCACUACCGCUCUAACUCCCCACUGCCUUCCAUCCAGCUGCAGCCCCAGUCACCCUCGGCCUCCAAGAAGCACCAGGUGGUGCAGGACCUGCCACCUGCAAACACAUUCGUGGGCACCGGGGACACCACGUCCACGGGCUCUGAGCAGUACUCCGACUACAGCUACCGCACCAACCCCCCCAAAUACCCCAGCAAGCAGUUACCUCACCGCCGCGUCACCUUCUCCGCCACCAGCCAGGCCCAGGAGCUGCAGGACCCGUCCCAGCACAGUUACUAUGACAGUGGUCUGGAGGAGUCUGAGACGCCGUCCAGCAAGUCAUCCUCGGGGCCCCGACUCGGGCCCCUGGCUCUGCCUGAGGAUCACUAUGAGCGUACCACCCCCGACGGCAGCAUCGGAGAGAUGGAGCACCCCGAGAACGACUUGCGCCCUUUGCCUGAUGUCGCCAUGACGGGCACAUGUACCCGGGAGUGCAGCGAGUUUGGCCACUCUGACACAUGCUGGAUGCCUGGCCAGUCGUCUCCCAGCCGCCGGACCAAGAGCAGCGCCCUCAAACUCUCCACCUUCGUGCCUUACCAGGACCGAGGAGGGCAGGAGCCUGCGGGCGCCGGCAGCCCCAGCCCCCCGGAAGACCGGAACACCAAAACGGCCCCCGUGCGCCUCCUGCCCUCCUACAGUGCCUUCUCCCACAGUAGCCAUGAUUCCUGCAAGGACUCGGCCACCUUGGAGGAAAUCCCCCUGACCCAGACCUCGGACUUCCCAACUGCACCCACACCGGCAUCUGCCCAGACGGCCAAGCGUGAGAUCUACCUGUGAGCCCCUUUCUGGCCGGCGGCCACCCCCGCCCCCAGCCGCUGGCCAGCUCCCAGAUGGGCCCAUUCCCGGGCCCCCACUCCUGACCCCUCCAGCGUGGACUUCCUGGCCAGGGCCCUGAGUAGGGAGGAGUACUGGCCUCAUGACCAUGCUGGCCCUUCCCCGAUGCAGGGUCCAGGUCCUCUCCCCUCACUUCAUCCCCCAGGCCCCGGGAGCCCCUUCUUCCCCUUUAUGGGGCUCCCCCCAGCUAAUGCCCAAGAGGGCUCCUCUACAAUGACUGGGCUCCCUUCCUUCGACUUCCAGGGAGCGACCCCCUCGCUUUGGGCAGAUGGUGGAGUCAAGGGUGGGCAGCACACUUUUAACUCAUUGUUUCCCGCAUGGCCGACCAGGGCGGGGAUAGGAUGCCCCCAUUCCAGCCCUGAAGCAGAGCUGAACUGGGGAGCCCCUCUCCCUGGGAACUCCCAGAGGAAACUCUUGCUUACCAGGGGUUUCCUGAGGGGCUUUUGUUACCAAAGGUGG